Lathyrus sativus (Indian pea) is the source of this 1260-nucleotide messenger RNA. The record is from the annotation of a GenBank genome assembly. NCBI's taxonomy places the organism in Eukaryota, Viridiplantae, Streptophyta, Magnoliopsida, Fabales, Fabaceae.
AUGCCCAUGCUUUCUUCAGGACACUUCAUUCUGACUACCCUUACGUCGUCGUUUCACUCUCCUCUUUCCCUAAAACGCCGUUUUCUCCUCCGUUUCUCUUCCAACAAGAUUUCACUAUCCAUGGCUGAAACAAACAACGACAAUGCAAAGUCAUCACAGCCACGAGAUGAAGACAUUGAUGCAAAUGAUUCUGUGAUAUUUAUGGCGGACACUAAUCCUGUACCGCGGCAUAAAAAGAAAAAGAAGAAUGCACUCCUGGAGUUUAUAUCUAGUUGUGGUCAGCCGAUAGAACAAAGUAAAUUCAAGAGGAGAAUUUGCGUUGAUUUAGAAAUGGGACAGCACAAUAGGAAUAACUCGAGUGAAUCUAGUUUUUGUUCCAGUUUUGAUGAUGAUAAUAGUAGUUAUAUAUCACCAACAAAGACAUUGUCAGCUGAUAGACUAUCUGAUAAAAGGCAAAGAAAAUUUAACUGUGACAUCUGUUUUCGCGGUAAGAGAAGAUCUACUUUGACAGGAGCUACAUCGCUAGAAAAGAACGAGGAAAACGGCAUUGGAUUUGAGAUGCAGGAGGAAGGAACAAAUGAUGGGAUACUGAGGCCAGGGAUGGUUCUCCUAAAACAUCACUUAUCACAUCAUGAACAGGUAGAAAUAGUGAAAAAUUGUCGCGAUCUUGGUCUCGGUCCUGGAGGAUUCUACCAACCAGGCUAUGCAGAUGGAGCCAAACUUAGAUUGAUGAUGAUGUGUCUUGGUAAGGACUGGGAUCCUCAAACAAGAAAAUAUGGAUAUAAAAGGGGGAUUGAUAGUAGCCAGCCACCAAGUAUUCCUCCUUACUUUAAUAAGUUGGUUACAAGAGCUAUACGAGAAGCACAUCAGCUAUAUAAUCAGAAAUUUGGAAUAAGCUAUGUAGAGGAUUUACUACCUUCAAUGACUCCUGAUAUAUGCAUUGUCAAUUUUUAUUCAACUAGUGGAAGACUUGGUCUACAUCAGGAUCGCGAUGAAAGCGAAGAAAGUCUUCAAAAAGGGUUGCCAGUUGUAUCCUUCUCUAUUGGUGAUUCAGCAGAAUUUCUUUAUGGAGAUCAAAGGGAUGUUAAGAAGGCAGAGAACAUACUUCUAGAAUCAGGAGAUGUUCUUAUAUUUGGUGGUGAUUCUCGACAUGUCUACCAUGGUGUCUCAUCUAUCAUACCAAAUUCGGCACCAGAUGAAUUGGUUCAAGAUACCGGCCUUUGUCCUGGUCGCCUCAAUCUUACAUUUAGACAGUAUUGA